Silurus meridionalis is the source of this 2462-nucleotide messenger RNA. RefSeq lists its product as uncharacterized. Bases 1588 to 2274 code for a protein of 228 amino acids. The transcript has 2 exons. Lineage: Eukaryota; Metazoa; Chordata; Actinopteri; Siluriformes; Siluridae. The record is from RefSeq and is a predicted model, not a curated record.
AGAAGGAAACAAAAAGAGGAUUAUUCAUGUGACACUAAGAUACUAAGGUGUAAAUGCAGGAAAGUGCAUAUAAUAAUCUAAUUCAUCACAUCGGCUGCCUCCAGUCCUGUUGUUUUUAUUAUUAUCAUUAUUGCUUGAUUAAGGUAGAAGAGCCUCUUCUGUGAACCUUCUCAAAGACUCCUAAACAUUUUCAGUUGCUACAACCAUAUAUUUCACUAUUUAUCUGUAUUUCAAACAUAAUUACAGACAGAUAUUCUCUUCAAGAUUUACUAAUCUUUUGUUACAUUUCAUUUAUCUCUUUUUUCAAUUCUUUUGAUUGCAUUUAAAAUUCAUAUUUAAGCUAGAGACACUUUAAUUGGCUAAUAAAGAUUUGAAAUGUACUGAAUUUCACAGCUUAUGCUAUUUUGGUUUCAGACUAAUAACACUGAUGAACCCUCACUUAAAAUUCAUUCCUCCAUUUUCUCAAUUACUCCCUUUUUUUUUGUUAAAAGUUCCAGGUUUCUGGAUGUGCACUUGACAGAGCAUCUCUCCUUGUAUUUCAGCACCACCUGUUUAGCAAAGAAGACCCAGCAGCACCUUUACUUUCUACAGAAGAUGAAGAGACGCAACUGGCAUCAGUCAUUUAAUGGAAUGUAUACAUAUAUGUCUUUUGCUGUUGUUCUACAUGAAGAGGAAGUUUCUUUUCUGGCCACCAUCACAGGUGACUGGAAUACCUAGUUGCCCCAGGAUUAAUAAUGUAAAAAGCACUCACAGAGCCCCUAGCCUUUACAGGAAAUAAGAAAAGUACCGCUUACUCAUACUUAAUGUCUCGACUGCCUUUGGGUAUAAAAUAAAAAAAAAGAAUCUGCUGAAUUCUUUUUGUGCAUAAAUAAAAUACUGUUCCCCUCUGCCACUUUUCCUCUCAGUGGUCCCAGAUCUCUCUGAAGGUGCCGUCGCACUUCGAGAUCCCUCCGCAGGCAACGCUGUGCCAUAAAGUCCCUCUAAAAGCGCCGUCGCACUUCAGGGUCCCUCUGAAGGCGACGUCACUCUUGCACAGUUCCUCCAAAGGCGACGCAACACUUCACAGUUCCUCCAAAGGCGACAACAUGCUUCCAAGCUCCUUUAAAGGCGACGUCAAGCUUCCAAGCUCCUUUAAAGGCACCGUCACGCUCCAAGGGCUCACUGAAGGAGCCGUCACACUUUAAGAACCUUCCGAAUGCGCCGUCAUGCUACAAAGUCUCUCUGAGGCGACAGCGUGAUUCAAAGAUCCUCUGGAAGAAGCCGUCGCACCUCGGACAUUCACAUAGGGUGGCGUUGCACCUCUGCCAUCCACUGAGAGUGCCGUCGCGCCUCAGACAGCCACAGAGGGCACCGUCACGCCACAGAGUCCCACCACAGGUGUCACUGCGCUCCUGAGUCCUACCGAGAGCACCGUCGCACCCCACAGUCUAAUCCAAACCUCUGCAGAGGGCGUCUCUCAGCCUCUGUUCUCUGCCGAGGGCGUCGCUCAGCCUCUGAUCUCCACUGAGGGCGUCGCUCAGCCUUCGAUGCCUGCUAGAGAGGGUCACUUAGCCUCUCACCUCCCCCGAGGGCAUUGCUCAGCCUCUGAUGUCCACCAAGGGCGUCACUCGGCCUCUGACCUCCGCUGAGGGCGUCGCUCUGCUCCCGAGCGCUGACAGGGCGGUUUCUUCGUUCCCAAGCUUUGCAGAGGGAAUCGCUCCGCUCCCGACCUCCACAGAGGGUGUCGCUCAGCCUCUGAUCCCCGCCAAGGGCGUGUCGCUCUGCUCGAGACCUCUACAGAGGGCGUUGCUCCGCCUCAGGUCCUUCCUGACCUUCCCAAGUUCCUUGGUGAUGCGGGCCUGUCCAAGUCUUCUCUAUUCCAGGCCUCCUCCUUCGACUGUGGAUGGGUGGCGAGACCCUCCUCGGCGUGCCCUGGCUCACCUGGCGAGGGUGGGUUUGGGGUGUCGGGAGCCGCCCCUGGAGGGAGGGGGUAAUGUCAGGGAUCCUCCUGCCAUGCUUCCCUCCACGGCUCUCUCUCAGCCUCUCCCGGCGCUAAUCGCAGACACCUGUCCCUCGUUACCUUUCCCCUUUAAAAGGUCCCAGUUCCACCUCACCCGCUUUCGGAUCUACUUGGUUGCUACCGUGAUCUACCGGACCCCUGACCGCCAGCAUUCCCCACUGGUUCUUGAUCCUGGUUCAGACUCUAAGAACUCUUUACGGAUUAUACCCGCUAUAGGGAUCAUAGCCACUAUACGGAUUACACCCUCAAUCAGAAUUCUACUCGCAUUACAGUAGUACUCCUCCUAGACUCUUUGUCUACUGAACGUAAAAUAAAGUAUGAUAGAGUUACUCUCGCUUCCUAUGCGUGGUCACUGCCGUGACACAUGCUCAGAUACAUACAGAAACAUAGUUGUUAAGGAGAAGAAAGAAUAGAAUGAGUUGAGGCACAAUUCAACUGCCUGGUUGCACAAUCAAUUAUACAA